Messenger RNA from Monomorium pharaonis (pharaoh ant), 3271 nucleotides. RefSeq lists its product as uncharacterized. NCBI's taxonomy places the organism in Eukaryota, Metazoa, Arthropoda, Insecta, Hymenoptera, Formicidae. The transcript is spliced from 10 exons. The record is from RefSeq and is a predicted model, not a curated record. The coding region runs from base 230 to 1951 and encodes 573 amino acids.
GAUAUUAUACGAAUAUUAUAUACUCAUACUGAAAGUACUGUAGUCGUACGUACCAUUCCUAACAUUCUGAGUAUAUUCGUAUAACAUCUUGAUCAGUAUAUCAUUUUUCAUAUGUUCUUAAGUUCAUACUCAGAAUGUACGAACAAACUACGAUGCUUAUACUGAUUAUCCGUAUACUGUGAUUAUCCGUAAUAUAUGAGAACAUAAAUAAGAACCUUGCGGUUAUCUCAUGUAUAAAAAUUUACAUCGAUCGCGCACUGAUUCACACCCAAAGCACUAUCAUUACCUUAUUCUCCCUUGUAACAUUAGUCUUGUAAACAUUAGUCCGAGCGUAAAACUGUCAACGUAUAUUCUGCAGAACAUACUCAGUUUAAGCGCUAUCUACGGCAGUGUCGGCGGUCCCCACAGUGUCCCCACCUGUUUUGUCUUUCCGACGAGUUUAUGUUCGCGCUGGGUUACACGUACGAUUUCGCAAGAGAUUCUUUAUCCAAGGAAGCAGCCGAAGAACUGCCGAGGUCUUAAAUUAGUUUUGUAUCUGGAUGAUAUAAAAUUGGAUAAAAAUAUUAAGGAAAUAUUUGAUUUAUUCAGCGUAAUUUUCCUCCGAUUUAACGUAAUCUUCUGUAUCUCAAGAAUGACUGACAAGACAUAUUACGCGGUCGUAGAGUUUGAGGAUGGACUUCAAGUUGUCCCUAAUAAUUGGUUGAGUAUAGAUCUGCAAAGUGCCGUUUGGCCAAAUUUUACCAAUAAUAAGAUGUAUGACAAAGCGGUGAAAUUAAUGAAGGAUCCGGAACCAACCUGGACGAGGCAUCUGAUUAAAAAAAUAUAUGGAACAUAUUUUCAGUAUGCAGUAGCGAUGAAAAAAUUGAAGGAUGCAGAGGAAACAUCCGAUUUAAAUUCCGGCACUGAGAGAGAGGAGUACAGGAAGAAGUCAAGAAAACUCCGAGCUGCAAAAGUAGCAGACUCAUCAAGUAGCAACGAUGAUCAGUCAGAUGCAAGUUUUCUUUCUGAUAUUCCAACAAUUCCGACGACCGCAACACAUGUGCCGAAAAAAAUUAAAAUAGCAAGUUCUACAUCAGCUCAGCAAAAUUCUGCACCUAAGUGCUUGGGAAAAAUUAAGAAACAAGAUGAUUGCUCAUUACAAAAGCAUACAAAUGUGAAAGUCUUUGAUGGCUAUUUAGAUUGUAUGACAGCUGUGAUUGACUGCAAUUCUAAUUUAGAUCAACAUGAUACAAAUUUAUACCAUGAUUUUUCUAACGUUGGUAACAACGAUAAUAUUGAAACGUCGAACAAUGACUGGAUUGAUAAUGAAAGUUUACAUUCUAGAUUUCAACCCAACUUUAAUGAGAAUAAUACAGAUAUUACGAAUAGUCAACGUGAGUCUAUUGUAAACAAGACAUAUACAAAAGUAUCACAGUCGUAUGAUGAACAGAAAAAUUUUCAACGUUUUGUUGUGGGAAAAAUAAUAAAUUUGGAAAUAGCAAUGAAUGACGUAAAACGAAAUGUAAAGCUCAUUUUAGAAAAAUUGUCACUUGAUGUCACUAAAGAAAAAGAAAAUAUUGAUACUUUAAAAGAUUUUCCAUUGAAAGAGCAAAAGGACUUGGAUACUGUAGAAUUGAAACUACAAAAUAAUUCAGAUUAUCGAGACGAAAUGAUUAAACAAUUGGCACGUGUAAGAAGUGGAUGUAUGCGAACUUCAUGUAUACGACUAAUGAGAUUAAUAUUUUCAAAUGAAAUUGCUAUAAAAUAUAGUUGGGUAGGAGCAAAGAAAAAACUUAAUUUUUCGACGUUGAAUUUGUGUAAAGUUAUUAUUAAUGUUAUACGAAAGUCGCAUGCUGAUGCAACAGAUGAUGAAAUUUCAGCACCAAUUAAAAUUUGGUUAGCCCAUGCAAAAGAACGUAUGGGAAGACAAAACCACAAUAAUCAUGAGCACCAAGAUGAAAACCAAGAUUAAUAUAUAAUUGAUCAAUACUGUAAAAAUCAAAUAAUGCUAUUCCUUUGUGAAUCACUACGCGAACGUGAAUGACUCGUUAAGGCAGUCAUGGAAGCGGCAGAAACCCGUGCGGAACUACUCGUCUUACACGGACUUCGAACUGGAAAGCAGUGCAGUAGUCAGUCUAAACAGCGAUCAGAUCAUCAUGAAUAACAUAGCCAGAUCGAGAGCGCCGCUGUUAGGUUUCUCGUCAUUCGUAUAAUUAAACGAAUUAUCAAUCUCUCUCCGAGAUCAGAGAAACCUUUUUUAUUCGUAUAUUAAUAUCAAAAUUAUCACAGUUGCUUCGUUUUAAGUGAAGUUUUUUUAUACAUAUAUAGAGCGAAAGACUUACGUCAAGAACACGUGUUUUGUACGUGCCGACGGCAUAGACUUAUGACAAACUAGGAAGCUUGAGGCAUUUUUGUAUUGUGAUAUAUUGUGAUAUAUAUAUAUAUAUAUUAUUUAUAAUUUUCGAUUAGACAGUGAUAUUAGACAUUUAAUAGACUUUUGUACUUUCUCAGAUUAGUUUAAGAAUUAAACAGCUAGUAUACGGAUCUCGUACGAACGUUUUGCAAAUUUCGUGCCUGUGGAACAGAGAUAGAUUUAUUGCAUUCGCGUUUUGUGAUAUACAGUAAAAGCUUCAUAUUCCUGAGACUUACAUUUUUACUGAAUUGUUAAAUUUUACAAAUGUAAAAUAAUUUACAUAAACAAUUUUUCACACGCAUACACAUCUGUAUGUAUGUAUUUUUUAAUUUGAUUUAAUUUAAAAUAAGAAUUACUUUUCAAAAAAAUGUUAUUUUUUUAUUUUCAUUGUUAUAAGCAGAUUAAUUUUAAACCUGCAAAUAACAAAUACGCGCAAAUAUGGAGCUUCUAUUGUACGUAGAUAUAUCAUAGCUACUGAGAUACAGUAUUUAUGUCUUCUUAAACAUUAUCGUUUUAUUAAUGGAUCUUUAAAGUCAAAAAUCGGAGUUACGGCGAUUGCAUAUAUCAAAUUUUUUUGUUAACUAUGCGGAUAACAGAACUUGAUUAAAAAUUGAGGAAAGAUAGGAUAAAAAGAAGCCUAAUCUAGUUAUAAAGUAAGACUAUUACCGAUUUGUAUUUCAUAAGAUUCCAUUUUACGCUCGCGCACUAUAAGUAUUUAGAUAUAAUUUUAUUACUUAAAAGAACAAGUUUUGGUUGGUUGGUUGGUUGUUUGUAAUGUUGUUGAUUGUACGUAAUAUUUUGUAAUAUGAUUGGUUGCAAUAUUGUUUUGUUUUGUAGAAAAUGAAAUAAUAAAUUUAUUUCGAAGUUGCAUAAAAAAAA